Sinocyclocheilus grahami is the source of this 2983-nucleotide messenger RNA. RefSeq names its product cyclin dependent kinase 6 (gene cdk6). Gene Ontology annotation, cellular component: nucleus; cyclin-dependent protein kinase holoenzyme complex; cytoplasm. NCBI's taxonomy places the organism in Eukaryota, Metazoa, Chordata, Actinopteri, Cypriniformes, Cyprinidae. Gene Ontology annotation, molecular function: cyclin binding; ATP binding; cyclin-dependent protein serine/threonine kinase activity. Bases 511 to 1485 code for a protein of 324 amino acids. The record is from RefSeq and is a predicted model, not a curated record. Gene Ontology annotation, biological process: G1/S transition of mitotic cell cycle; regulation of G2/M transition of mitotic cell cycle; regulation of gene expression. The transcript is spliced from 9 exons.
CCGUUUUGACACCGAGACAAAAGCAAAAAAGUAGUAUGAAUGGUGAAGGAGCGAGCAGGCAAGGAGAAAGCAAGAGGAGGCGGUUAGUCUUUGUAGUCGGUGAGGAAUGCGGAAACGCUCCUGCUCUGUGUCAAACUGCUCUGAAGGGGGUCAAGGCACAUUCAGCCAGCGUGGGAAAGCGAGGAGCAGACAGAGCACACACACACGCUGCAUAUUCCUGCUUCGAUGGGGAAAACAUAAAGGGUGGUGUGGUAUUGCUGGGAGAUGGGGCUUAGCGCGUGCACCAUCCGACUACCUGUGUGGCCCGUCGCGAGGACACUGCACGAGCUGUGAUGCGUGUGGAGACGCUGGGAAACUUACUGAAGUUUAUGAAUGACGCGACUGUCCGGGCGGAAUAUAACAAACGGGGCAGUGCACGUGCCAGCGCCGCUCUCCCAAUAAUGCCUUUGUGAAAUAUCCGCGCGCUCGUCACGUUUCGGGAUUCCCCGCAGUACCUCGCCGUGAGAAAAAAUGGACAAAGAGAGCUCGACCCAACAAUAUGAGCCGGUGGCUGAGAUCGGCGAAGGUGCAUAUGGAAAGGUGUACAAAGCACGGGAUUUGAAGAACGGGGGCCGCUUUGUAGCCCUAAAAAGAGUUCGGGUGCAGACCGAGGAAGAGGGAAUGCCGCUGUCAACCAUCCGCGAGGUGGCGGUGCUGAGGCAGCUGGAGUCCUUUGAGCAUCCCAAUGUGGUCAGGUUGUUUGACGUAUGCACAGUUUCCAGGACUGACCGGGAAACCAAACUAACUUUGGUCUUUGAGCAUGUGGACCAAGAUUUAACCACAUAUUUGGAGAAAGCACCUGAUCCAGGAGUGCCACCUGAAACUAUAAAGGAUAUGAUGUACCAGCUGCUGCAGGGUCUGGAUUUCCUCCACUCUCACCGUGUGGUUCAUCGAGAUCUUAAGCCUCAAAACAUUCUAGUCACCAGUGGAGGACAGAUCAAACUGGCUGAUUUUGGUCUGGCGCGGAUCUACAGCUUUCAGAUGGCUCUUACUUCCGUGGUGGUGACGUUAUGGUAUCGUGCUCCUGAGGUGCUGCUUCAGUCCAGCUAUGCUACUCCUGUGGAUCUGUGGAGUGUCGGCUGCAUCUUUGCCGAGAUGUUCAGACGGCGACCUCUUUUCCGUGGGAACUCUGAUGUUGACCAGUUAGGCAAGAUUUUUGAUGUGGUGGGGGUCCCUUCUCCAGAGGAUUGGCCACAGGAGGUGGGCUUGCCACAGAGUGCCUUUUCCCCUCGCCCUCCCCAGCCCAUAGAGGACCUGGUGCCUGACAUGGAUGAGCUGGGCAAAUCACUUUUACUUCGUUUCCUGUCAUUUAACCCCUCCAGAAGGAUAUCAGCUUACGAUGCACUCUCACACCCAUACUUCCAGAGUCUCGACAGCACCAGCAAGAGUCUGUACGCCCAACCCUUCCCCAGCAAAAAGCCCUCCCUGGAGGAGAGAGCUGCUUGAAAAGACGUGGCUUCCCACUGUAGACAAAGACCCCCUAUGAACUAGUCUUCCAUAGCAUAGCAUAACAUGCUGCUUUUAAAAAUAUCACCGCAACUAUUGGUCGAUCGUGUUUUGUCUUUGCCCUCACUACUGCCCGCUAAUACGGAUCAACAACACGCUGCCUGGAAUUACGUGUUUAACAAUAUCAGAAGCUGCUCUCGUCUCCCACCCACCUUCCUCGAAGGAAGUUUGCCUGCUCAGUUGAAAAUGUCAAGCCGCAUCUUGACACUGCCAGGGAUCAUCCUUCUGUUUGCAUAAAUGCAAUGCAAAGGACUUAAUUGAGUCUUAGCUGCACAUCACUGCCAUAAAACAGCAAGGUCUUACGUGGGACCGUGUCCGUCUCAUAUGGAUUAAGCAAAUGUAGAACCACAACUACUGCAUAUUCAGGCCCGUUGAACGGAACCUCUUAUUUUACACCUUAAGAUAUAAUCGCUAAUUACCUUUUUUUUGAGCUCACACUUCCAAAAUCCUCUCAGUCACAGGCCAGGAGGAUUUUUUGUAUUGUUUUCCAUCACAUUGUUACUUCGGAGUUAAAACAGGAGAGUGUGGACACAUCUCCUCGUGUGACUUUUUCUGAUGACUGCAUGACCACAGACACUCUAGUACUCUAUUUAAUAUGGCAUUUCAUCACAAGCAUCCUGGUGUCAUUUGAAUCGUCCAGGACAGAGCUACCAAAUGCUUUGAAGCACUAUUUAACACCAUAUUUCCUUGACAUUAUAAUGUACUUGUAUUUUUUUUCUUCAAUAUAAAUUCCACAUUCUGUUCACUUAUUUUAUUAUGUCAGUGUUGAUUGUUGACAUUUUUUUGGCAUGUUAUGUCUUAAUUUUAGUGAACUUGAAGGUGUAGGUUGUUGUAGAAAACUCGUUGAUACGUAUACCAAACAGUCUGCACCCUGUCGUCAGGGAUUUAGUGCCGAGACGUAGUUAAUGGAUGACCCGCGCCGGGUUGCAUGUUGAAUUUAGGGUUGAUUUAGAGCAGAAACAAGCUAAGAUGGAUAACAGAAAGAAAUACAUGUAUGAAAGCGUUAGCGUGUAGUUCUGAAAGUCUAGUAAAAGUAGCUAUAGAGUUGGCGAGUGUUAAGUUCAAGGUCAGGUUGCGAGAUUCGUUCGAGGCUCGGAGAGUAAUGUAUAAUCCCAUGUAUAAUUCAUUGAUUAAGUCCAGGUUCUUUUCUUUAUACGCAAUGCUACAUCCUUCCAUUUCCAGUUUCACUUAAUUGUCUGGAUAGAUCAUCACAAAAAGUGCACCAAGUCCGCUAGAUGGGUUGCUUUCAGUUCCUUUGUGUUUAGCGUGUGACGAACAAGGGGAGGGAAGGAAGGACGCUGCUUCAGAAUUUAGCAUUUAGCCUGGUGAUUCCAGGUGAAGCUGUUUGAUGAGGGAUGAGGAGCUAUAGACAGGCACUGUAGUACUACAAAACAGUCACACAGUUAAAGGGAUAGUGCACCCAAAAAUGAAGAUUCUG